This is a messenger RNA of Ectocarpus sp. CCAP 1310/34, 1386 nucleotides long. NCBI's taxonomy places the organism in Eukaryota, Phaeophyceae, Ectocarpales, Ectocarpaceae. The record is from the annotation of a GenBank genome assembly.
AUGGAUGAAGGAUACAUCGUGUUCACCGUCGAGUGGUCGGAAGGCAAGAGCAACAGACGCAGCUCAUAUUCUACGGAGGACGUGCUUCGUGAUCGCGAUGAUAACCAGGGCGUGGCGACACUUGAGGAGGCGAAGGAGAAAAUGGGGGUGUUUCUACUUGCAACCUUGUGUAUGGUCAACGUCCAGGUUUACAGAUUCAUUACCAAGAACACCAAGUUGGAGAAUGUGUCAGUGUCAAGUGAGACACGCCCCCUGGCCCGGGAUAAAAAAGUUGAUAUUACAAAAGGCCGGAACCACGCCUGGGAGGAGACGAAGAAAGACAAAGGCUUGCGGGUGGAGAUGGAAGAAAAAGCGUGCUUCGAAAUGAUGGGAUUGAUCAACGACGCCAGAGCUCACUUCACGGGUCUUGUGAGAAGCACGGAAGAUUUCCAAGACAAGCAUCUAGCUUUGGUCAACCACUUUGUGAGGGGGGCUCAGGCGUCCUUUCGGCUGGGUCGACCCACCAACAUGGCGUCGUCCAUGAUCCAUCUUUCCGUGAACGAGCUUCCUCCCGGAGUCCAGGCCAAAGCAUUGAAGGAACAAGACACUCAGUUGUAUCAACCCGGUGAGCCGACGUCUUUUAGCCUGGGGAUGAGGUGUGUCUUGGCGAGGGCACGGGUGAAGGAUUCAGAAGAGUUUGGUGACGGGGGAUCUUCGACCUGCCAGUUUCUGAUGAGAGAUGCGUACAGUCAAGCGUUUUCUUCGCACAGUAAGCGGAAAGCGUGUUUGAGCGUGUUUGACAUAAUCAAGGGGGGGUAUCAUUCUGUGUCGCAAGAGAAGCGGUCCGAAAAAGGUGUGAUAGAGAAUGAAAACGGGAGGAUCGCAUUUGGUGCCAAGUUCAAUAAAGGCAGGACUCACUUGGUGGGAAGCGAUGAAUUGCUUGAGAUGAACCCACGCAAGCGCGAGAACGAGGAUCAUCUUUGUCCACCGGAGUUCAAACAGAGGAAUGAAGCGAUCGUCGAUGAACUGGUAGAAGAAAACAAGCUUGCUAAAGAUUUGUGCCGAAUGAAGUGUAAGGACGUAUAUGGCAAAGACGUUGCUAUUACCCGGUGUCUUCUUCCCCGUUACUUCAAAAACAAGAAGGCACUCGAGAAUUCUACGUGUGGAGUAGUUGUGAACCAUACAAAACAUGAGAAGUGUGAGGGGGCGUAUGCGGUUAUGGCAGUCAUUGGGAGGAAGGUGAUGCGAAGGCUUCUGGAGAAGGAGGCGGAAAACGACUUGGCAGAGCUCAGAAAGAAAGGGGGGUGUACCGAGAAAGCCUUAGAGAGGGUGGCCGAGUCGUUACUCUUAUACCCCAUUUGGGUCCCUUUGACGACAAAGGCCGUGUCUUCACACCCAGUCAAGUGA